This is a messenger RNA of Babesia ovata, 243 nucleotides long. RefSeq names its product small nuclear ribonucleoprotein. Gene Ontology annotation, biological process: mRNA splicing, via spliceosome; spliceosomal snRNP assembly. Gene Ontology annotation, molecular function: RNA binding. The coding region runs from base 1 to 243 and encodes 80 amino acids. Gene Ontology annotation, cellular component: U12-type spliceosomal complex; U1 snRNP; P granule. Lineage: Eukaryota; Apicomplexa; Aconoidasida; Piroplasmida; Babesiidae. The transcript is spliced from 2 exons. The record is from RefSeq and is a predicted model, not a curated record.
AUGGCCGGAGGAUCGAAUGCCGCCCCCGACCUUCGUAGGUACAUGGAAAAGCGCCUGGACGUGCAUCUGAAUGGCUCCAGGCACGUCGUGGGAGUGCUGCGCGGCUACGACACCUUCAUGAACAUCGUCCUGGACAACGCGCUGGAAAUCAACGGCGACGAACAGGUCAAGCUGGGCAUGAUCGUCAUUCGGGGGAACUCCAUCAUCUACUGGGAAUGCCUCGACAAGGUCAACACGCGCUAG